GACAGCCCGCGCAGCCGCAGACAUCAGCUCCUCUCGUAGCGCUAACUCCAAAACUUUGUCCCCCCGCAGAUUGUAUUUCGUCUUCGGCUUUGCUGACUCUACCGACUGUGUCUUUUAUUGUACCUUUUAUCUCUUCGAUGUCAGACAACAUGAUUCACGGUGCUCUGUAGAUCAAAUCAGACGAGCCCUGCUGCUUCUUUAGCUACCUUUAGCACGGCUACUAUGAUGUUCUUCGGCGAUUAUCCUUCCAUUUUACCUUUUUAGGAGUGGGUGUCUUCUCGGGAGUGGUAGCCGGUGGACGAAUCUCAGUUUUCCGCUUUACCGGGUCAGAGUUGGACAUUACAGCGGCUCUGUUUGACACCUGUCCGCCUCAGAUUAUUCGUUACAAUUGAAGGGGACGCUCCACUUGUAUCUUCCACCGCCGCCAUCUUGGCCUCCCCUCCUUCUCUUUAGCUGACGGGUUAGCCUAGCCUAGCAUAGCCAUUUGAAGCAAUGGCGUUGAAAAGAAUACAGAAGGAGCUAUCAGACCUGCAGAGGGAUCCACCUGCCCAAUGCUCUGCUGGACCAGUUGGAGAGGAUUUGUUUCAUUGGCAGGCGACAAUAAUGGGUCCGCCUGACAGCCCAUACCAGGGUGGAGUGUUUUUCCUCACCAUCCACUUCCCGACAGAUUAUCCCUUCAAACCACCCAAAAUUGCCUUCACAACAAAAAUUUUCCACCCUAAUAUCAACAGCAAUGGGAGUAUUUGUCUGGAUAUACUGAGAUCACAGUGGUCCCCUGCCCUAACAGUAUCGAAAGUAUUAUUGUCAAUCUGCUCUCUUCUUUGUGAUCCAAACCCCGACGACCCGCUGGUACCAGAGAUUGCUCACACGUAUAAGUCUGACAGGGAAAAGUACAACAAAUUAGCAAGAGAAUGGACACAAAAGUACGCAGUGUGAAAAUGCCAGGGAGAUGAAAAUACAACUAGAACAAAAAGAAAUUUGAUUUGUUACGUGAGGCAAAUGAGCAACAGAGGGAAAAAUAAACUAAACAACAAGCCCAUCUUUUGGAGAAGGAAGCGAUAUAAUGAGGUACAGUGCCACCUGGCUUUCCGUGUGCUGAGCUGCUACCAUGUACUGUCCUUCAUGACUUGUAGGAAUCUGCUGAGCAGGACCUGAUGGGCUCCUUAAAGCACUCCCAUAUGGAAUACCCGGAAACUCUUCAUAGUCCAUAGCACCACACUCAGACUCAGACUAUAGAACACUGCUAUUGUGAUCAUCACUUUUAUUGUCGCUGUUCAUGUUUCCACUGACAACAGUCAUAUCUAUCUGUGCUACUCAGAAGCAAAAAAAAAAAAGAAAGAAAGAAAAAAGUUUGAUUUAGGAGAUGGAAUCGCCCUUGGUUCUCAAAGGUACUGUCUGUGUCUCACUGGAUGUCUUGUUAUUACUGUAUUUCCUUGUUUUUAUUUUGUGGCCUUUUUCCAUGUUGUUUUUCUCAAACGGUGUAUGUGCAAUUGAGGCAGAAUGUUCCUGCAAAAAAAAAUGGUGCAGUGCCAUCACCAGCAGCUGACCUGUUGGCACAUACUGUCUCUAACCCGCUACAAUGUGAAAGACAUGAAAAGAAGAAUUGGCCUCCACCACACAAUCAAUUUAUUAGGAAUUAGCAACAGUGUAUAGUUGUUUUUGAGGACACUAGAGAGCUGCUGUGAAGAGCUAGCUGACCCCCCCCGCCCCGCCUCACUGAGCCCCUUUUCUCCUGGUAAUAACAUCUGUCCUGAGUCAACAACGUUGGGUAUGACUGUUCACGCUUGUCUUUAGAAUGCUUUAGAAUGACAACGUGGUAUCUUGUCUGGCUUCCCCUGACGUGUUUUAAAAUACACAUUGAUUAUGUGUCUGGGAGAUUCAAAAAUUGCUUGUUUUGUCACGGUUUGGUACAGUUUGGUAUGGUAAAGGCUUGCAUUUCGAUUGAUAAUAGUUCCUGUACUUAAUGGGCAGGGUGUGGUCUGUGCCUGAUAGCCACGUAGCGUGACAUACCAGUGUGAGAACAACAACGUAGGACAUCCAGUAGCUCUUUUAUCCCUAUCUGAACAAGACGUCAAGCUUUGCAUGAGAAUAGCCUGCAGGCGUUUGCCUCAACCUUCAUGGGAUAUUUACACCCAUCGCAAUGGUGAUUGGGUCUGAGGACACAUUCAGGACGGAUUGCUAGUUUAAAUCUGCAUUCACUCGGGACAGAUGUUAAUACCAGGUCUGAAUGGGUUCAUGUGUCAUUGCCCCCCCCCAUAUCCCACAUAUUAGUAGCCACGCAUGGCUGGUGUCUAUAGUGCACAAAAUACUACUGUUGUACGACUUGGCGUACAGCAACGCUGUGAGCCGCCGCCGCCUCCUCCUCCUCCUCCUCCUCCUCAGUAAAGUUUACUCAGGUAUUUAACCAAAUAUUCAGCCUUUGCAUGCAGUGAACCACGGUGAGAAGAAUAACCUGGGCCCUUUAUCAACAGUUUUCUAUUAACUUGUUCACUGGUUUCUUCACAUCACACAACAGUAGCUCAUGAAUAGUUUGUGCUUCCUUUUGGAGCAAACAUGAUCAAAUGUUGAAUUUCUUUGUUGUUGGUUGUUUUUUUUUGUUUUUUUUCAUGCACACAGACCCUAAUGGGCUGCGUUGUCAUUUAGUCGGGAACUUUUCUUUCUUUUCUUUCUUUCCCUUGUCAUCUUUUACUAGUUUGUGUCAUAAUUUCCGUUCAGGUUGUGGAAUUUUUAACUCUCGGGAUGUGAACAGCUGUAAAAAAGAAAAAACGACGCUGUUGUUGAACGUGUACGUGCUACUGUUUGUCUAAAAUGAAAUGGCCUUUGGUUACAGCGGGUGCUACUGAUACUCAAACAAAACAAAACAAAAAAACUAAAUGGGAAACUUCAAGUCGGGCGUGUGUAGUUACUAGAGGUCAAAUGGCCACGGCAGUUUCGUCUGCUUUAAAUAUGAGCUGUGCGGAGGCACGGAACUGCCACGGGGGGAAAAUGCCUGAGCCAACAUCGUUUACAUACCUGAAAAUCGGGUUUAUUGAUUGACUGUUGAAGGACUUUCCUUUAUGGUAAACGGUCACGGAACGCGUUUAGAGUUUAAUUACGUGCAGUUUGCAGCAGCAGGUGAAGGAUAAGGUUCAUCGAGGAUGAAGACGCUAAAAACUCUCUGGAUGUUUUAAUGGAAAAUUGGGCCACGGUGAUUAAUCCGUUAGACUGAAUUGAUAGUCAACUAUUUUGGUAGUUUGCUAGAUUAUUUAGAGUUCUCAGAUUUCUGUUUCACAUACAAAACAGCAUAUUUGAGAACAUCAUCACUUUGGUGGUAAACGUCGAUCAACAGUUUCUGAGAUUUUAUGGGCCAAACCAGUAAUCGAUGAAUGAAUGAAUGGCAAAACACACUCUUUGUCUCCACAGACACGCAUCUGUCAAUAAUUUUUUGCGACUUCAUCAGGAAAAGUCGCCAAAAAUUGAACUGUAAACGUGUAAAGUGAUCAAUCACAAUAAUCAUGUGUCAUUUAGUCACUCACGCUGGUGUCUGGGAGGACAUGCCUCUCUUGUCUCUUGCGUUCCAGCUGUAGCAGGAAUGAACUGACAAACUGAGGAGGCGUAAACAUCCCUCAACAAUCAAUCAACAAAGCCAACCUUAUGGUUAAAAACCCGUUUCUAUCAGGCUCCGACAUUUUCCCCUCCCGCGUGGCCGUUACUUGGCUCCCGCAGAGUCGACAUGAAGUUGGGACAUUAUUUUUUUCUUUGUUCUCAUUUACGAUCCGGUUUACAAACAUUUUAUUUUUGAGGUUCCAUCACGGUGAAACAGGUUUGUUUAGGUUGGUGACACAUUUUGUGAUCUUUAAUUAAUAUUAUAUUAUUGUAUCUUAAGCUUUUAGUUUUAGGCUUUUCUCUGUUCUUUCUUUCUUUCCUUUUUUCCUCUUUCAUUCAUGUCUCCAGAAUUGAACAUGAUUGUGACGUGUCAUAUUAGUUUUAAUGUAACCCAUUUUGACUGUUGGAUAAAGUAUUUAGGAAAUGCAAUGAUGUCCGUUUAUUUUUGUUUGUUUGUUUUUUCCGUCAUUAAAUCAUUGCUCUUUAUUUGCUGACGCUGCCAAUAUAAAGGGAAUAAUAUGAUGUUUGGAAGGGGAUUGUUUUUUGGGGUAUUGGGGCAUUAUUGAAUACACACAAGAAGAUAUAAUAGUAAAAGCAUGAAGUCUUUAGAAGCUGAUUGUAGAAUUAACACCAAGGUUUAGGCACCAAAUGUAGAUUUUGUUUAUCAUUAACUACUGCAGAGAAAAUAGUCGUAACAGGUUGUUCAUAUCCAAUGACAUGAAACAUUAAAUGGAAAGAAGACUGUACUGCA
Molecule: messenger RNA, 4336 nt
Organism: Solea senegalensis (Senegalese sole)
Lineage: Eukaryota; Metazoa; Chordata; Actinopteri; Pleuronectiformes; Soleidae
Gene: ube2d4
Product: ubiquitin-conjugating enzyme E2D 4 (putative)
Exons: 7
Coding region: 493-936 (147 amino acids)
Biological process (GO): ubiquitin-dependent protein catabolic process; protein polyubiquitination
Cellular component (GO): nucleus
Molecular function (GO): ubiquitin conjugating enzyme activity
Source: RefSeq, a predicted model, not a curated record